AUGAAUACUCAUCAAAUUUAAUAUCUCUAUAAACCUCCCACCAGCCCUCAACAAUUAACCUCUAGAAUGACCCUAAAUGAUUAGAUUUCUCCCAUCCGAGACAUUGUUAUGCCCAAAACCAAUCGAGCCAGCCAAAACAUCACUAGAAACAGUGCUAGAGGCAUUCCCUAAUUGAUUACAACAAAAACACAGCCUUCAGUAGCACGAGAAUCUUGUUAGAUCCAAAGAGAGUCUGUCCAUAUCAAAUAACCAUCUUAAAUGCCCAUCGACAACAUUUCCAAAGCCAUUUACUAAUUAAGUUAAAUUAAACUAAAAUACGAUAAAACCCUUGAAUCCUCAAUUGAUGUAAUAAUAACCAUGCUCAAGACAUCAACUUUCGAUAAAGAAAACUGCAAUCCUAACCAUGAGUUGAGAUAACAGAUUAUUUCACUUUAAUCAAGCAACGAAAAAUUACAAAAUGAACUCUUACACAAAAAAUGCGAAAAAACUACCAUCUAAAAUCUAGAAUAAAUGAUUGCCAAUCUUGAAUCCUAAAAUAAAUCCAUCACUAGUUAAAGAGACAUUCUUAAAUCAGAGAAUGAAAAAUUACAACUCAAAUUGUUAAGCAAAGAACAACAUUUUGUAUCAUUGCAAUAAGAAGUUUAAUAAUAAAGAAACUCAUUCUAACCUUAUGAAUUGUUGUAUAAUCAAUAACGAUAAAAAAUUUAAGAGUUAGAAGAAUUGAUCUAAUCCUUUAAGCAAAUCAACUACUCAGAUAAUGUUGUCAAACAACAAGAUUACUCAGAUCUCAAAUGGAAAUUUGAAUAAUCAAUUAUUGCUUAUCAGAGAAAAGAUAAAGAUCUCUAAUCUAAGGUUGAAGAAAUCAAAAGAUUAAAAACUCAAAUCGAAUAGUUAUUAAAGAGAAAUCAAACUCUUGAAAUUAAGUUGCUAGAAAUCAUGGAAACAGAAGUCAAAUAAAGAAUAAUAUUAUGA
Paramecium tetraurelia is the source of this 972-nucleotide messenger RNA. RefSeq lists its product as uncharacterized. The record is from RefSeq and is a predicted model, not a curated record. The transcript has 3 exons. NCBI's taxonomy places the organism in Eukaryota, Ciliophora, Oligohymenophorea, Peniculida, Parameciidae.